GGACAGCGGCCUCAGUGGCCGACAGGGUGCUUAUGAUUUCACGUAUUUUUGCUGAAUUUGUAAAAGAGGCACGCCAAUGAUGGAUUAACACGAACAUUGAAAUGCUGUGCACAGUUUCAAAUUGGAGCAUAUUGAAUUUUCACCCUAGUUCAGCAGCUCUGCUGCUCACUUAAAUGCAGAUGAAUGAAGACCCCAUUCGGGAAGACACCUGGCCAACGGUCCAGAGCUGAUGCAGGCCAUGCUGGUGUACCUGCAAGCAUGAUGAAGAAAAGGACGUCCCACAAAAAACACCGGAGCAGCGUGGGGCCGAGCAACGUGUCCCAGCCUCGGCGGAACAUCGUAGGCUGCAGGAUUCAGCAUGGGUGGAAGGAGGGCAGUGGCCCUGUCACCCAGUGGAAAGGAACCGUUCUGGACCAGGUGCCUGUAAACCCUUCUUUGUAUCUUAUAAAAUACGAUGGAUUUGACUGUGUUUAUGAAUUUAAUAAAGAUGAAAGAGUUUCUGCGCUUGAAGUCCUCCCUGAUAGAGUUGCAACAUCUCGAUUCAGCGAUGCGCACUUAGCCGACACAAUGAUUGGCAAAGCUGUAGAGCACAUGUUUGAGACCGAGGAUGGCUCUAAAGACGAAUGGAGGGGAAUGGUCUUGGCACGUGCCCCUAUAAUGAACACAUGGUUUUACAUCACCUAUGAGAAAGACCCGGUCUUGUACAUGUACCAGGUCUUAGAUGAUGAUAAAGAAGGUGACCUUCGCAUUAUGCCUGAUUCUAAUGAUUCACCUCCAGCAGAAAGGGAACCAGGAGAAGUUGUGGAUAGCCUAGUAGGCAAACAAGUGGAAUAUGCCAAAGAAGAUGGCUCUAAAAGGACUCUUAUGGUCAUUCAUCAAGUAGAAGCCAAACCGUCUGUCUAUUUCAUCAAGUUUGAUGAUGAUUUCCAUAUUUAUGUCUACGAUUUGGUGAAAACAUCCUAGAUGUCGUCAGGAACUUUGCCAAAUUGGUGGAACUA
Messenger RNA from Eptesicus fuscus (big brown bat), 998 nucleotides. Its product is annotated as spindlin-1-like. The record is from RefSeq and is a predicted model, not a curated record. Lineage: Eukaryota; Metazoa; Chordata; Mammalia; Chiroptera; Vespertilionidae. Gene Ontology annotation, cellular component: cytosol; nucleoplasm. Gene Ontology annotation, biological process: regulation of DNA-templated transcription; gamete generation.